AUGAGAAGUUCUUUAAUGGAAAAAAUGGAGUCACUUCUUAACAUUUGGAUUGAAGAUCAAAAUCAGCGAAGAAUGCCAUUAAGUCAAAUGGUAAUUCAAAAGAAAGCACUAACUUUAUUUGAAGAUCUGAAAGAAGAUUAUCCAUUAUCAAGUUCCGAAAGUGCGGAAGAAUUUGAUGCAAGCAGAGAUUGGUUUGACCGUUUUAAAAUCCGUGGAAAUUUGCAUAGCAUUGCAUUAAAAGGAGAAUCUGCUAGUGCUGAUACUUCAGCUGCAGAAAAGUUCAAACUUGAAUUAAAAGCAAUUAUUGAAGAAGGUGGGUAUUCUGCACAACAAGUUUUAAACGCUGAUGAAACGGGACUUUUUUGGAAACGUUUGCCAGGAAGAACGUACAUUUCUAAAUCCGAAAAAUCUUCGCCAGGUUAUAAAUCUAGCAAAGAUAGACUUACACUUCUUUUGGGAGGAAAUGCAGCGGGAGAUUUUAAAUUUAAGCCAUUUUUAAUUUACCACUCUGAAAACCCGAGAGCUUUUAAAAAUGUUAAAAGGAGCGAGCUUUCUGUUCAUAGGCGUGCAAAUAAAAUAGCAUGGAUGACCGCAUCCUUAUUUAGAGAUUGGAUGAACAAUUGUGCUGCUCCCGAGCUAAAGGCUUAUUGUUCUUCAAAAAAUAUUGAGUUUAAAAUGCUCUUGUUAGUUGACAAUGCACCAGGUCAUCCUGUUUUUUCAGACGAUUAUUCGGAAAAUAUUAAUGUUAUUUUUAUGCCCCAAAUACAACAUCUGUGA
Lucilia sericata (common green bottle fly) is the source of this 777-nucleotide messenger RNA. RefSeq names its product tigger transposable element-derived protein 1-like. Bases 1 to 777 code for a protein of 258 amino acids. The transcript has a single exon. Gene Ontology annotation, molecular function: DNA binding. NCBI's taxonomy places the organism in Eukaryota, Metazoa, Arthropoda, Insecta, Diptera, Calliphoridae. The record is from RefSeq and is a predicted model, not a curated record. Gene Ontology annotation, cellular component: nucleus.